Messenger RNA from Colletotrichum karsti, 2847 nucleotides. Its product is annotated as amidase. NCBI's taxonomy places the organism in Eukaryota, Fungi, Ascomycota, Sordariomycetes, Glomerellales, Glomerellaceae. The record is from RefSeq and is a predicted model, not a curated record. Bases 1 to 2847 code for a protein of 948 amino acids. Gene Ontology annotation, molecular function: oxidoreductase activity. The transcript has 4 exons.
AUGGCGAGUCUUAGCGUUCCCCGCCGCAUGAGGGCUGCGCAGAUUGCAGAGUACAGCAAGCCGUACGAGCUCGUAGAGAAAGACGUCCCAUCCAUCCGUGAAAAUGAGCUUCUUAUCAGAGUUCAUGCAGCCGGCUUCUGUCACUCCGACUUGCAGGUUCUGCAAGGACAGUUCAAGUCUCCUCUGGGCAUGAUCCCAUCACACGAACCUGCCGGCGUUAUUGUGCAAGUUGGGGCCGGAUGCAGCACUGAUUGGAAAGUCGGCGACAGAGUUGGAGCCCUCAAUUUCAAAAACUCUUGCGGGGAGUGCAGUGGCUGCAGCUUGACGAAACGCACCGGCAAUGAAUUGGAUCCCAGGUUUUGCGAUAAGCGGGAAACGGCCGGCUUUCAGCACGACGGAGCUUUCGCAGAGUAUCUCACGAUUGAUCCAGAAACGACAGUCCGGUUGCCGCCCUCACUACCGUUCGAUCAAGCCGCACCGCUGAUGUGCGCCGGUGCGACAGUCUGGGGCUCGUUAGAAAGAGCGACGGCGGGGUUGAAUCCCGGUGAGACUGUGGCCAUCGUCGGCAUAGGCGGUCUCGGCCACCUCGGCCUACAAUUCGCAAGUGCCAUGGGCUUCCGCACGAUAGCUAUCGACAGUCGACCUGCUGGGAGGCAACUGGCAGUCGAGAUGCCCAACGAAAAUCUGAAGCCAGCGUUGGUAGUCGACUCCAGCGUGGAGGAUGCCACCAGUCAAAUUCUGAACUUUACAAACGGGGAAGGGGUUGCUGCUGCGGUGGUUUGCACGGAUUCUCUGGCAGCGAACAACUGGGCCCUGACGAUUCUAAGGAUUGGCGGUGUCAUGGGGGUUCUCGGUCUACCCGCCGAGAAUUGGAGAUUUGAUUCCAGUGUUAUUGUUUUCAAAGAGCUGACCAUACGCGGAAGCUAUGUUGCAGUCGACUACGAUUACAACGCUCCCGCAAUCGGCAUCUUUCGUAUUGUGGAGCUGGGGUCAACAGGCGUCCCCGACUCAUGCUUCACAAGUUCACUACCAUUAUACCCCAUUAAUCCUAUCGCCUUCUCCAACAUAACUCCAAGACGCGACCGUUGGAGUCGUGGAUGGCGGGGUCAGUUUCCCAUCGCGCCCACUAUUGUCGACUUCAUUCUUGACAACCCUGUCCAGCAGGGCGACGUCGAGAAGCUCCUCCAACCGCUCGGUUUGACUGUCAAACCCGAAGAGUCGGCCGACUACCAAAGGCUACUGGCCGCGGUUCACGACUGCGCGACCCGCAUCGACAGUCUUCCUGAUUACCAACCGGUCCCAGAUACCAAGAAAUACCCCCGCGAGAACAUCCAUCUUCCGACGGUUGAAGAGCAGGAGUUCGGUCAUGCGUGGGCCCACCGAUUUAUCAUACGGGGCGAUCAGUCUGCGAAAGAUCCAUCUUCUGGGUCUCUGAAGGGCAUGACUGUCUGCUUAAAGGAUUGCAUAGCCGUUGCUGGCGUUCCGCAGUUCUACGGCAGCGAUGCCUUUGAGCCGUGGAUUCCUUCUACAGACGCGACAGUAGUGACCCGAGUUUUGGAUGCCGGCGCAGAUAUCCUCGGCACGGCAACGUGCGAGCAUUUUUGCAACUCUACGGCGUCGUUCACCAGUGCCCAGGGUACUAUCGAGAACCCAUAUAAAGAAGGAUACUCUACGGGAGGCAGCACUUCCGGUGGUGCUGCUCUGGUUGGGUCUGGAAAGAUCGACAUCGCCAUAGGCACUGAUCAGGGCGGAAGCAUCAGAGUCCCUUCGGCAUUCUGUGGUUGUGUCGGCGUGAAGCCCACUCAUGGCCUAAUCCCUUUCACGGGCUUCACGAGCGGCGAUCCGAUCGACGACCACGCCGGUCCCAUUUGCCGCUCGGUUAUGGAGGCCGCUAGAUGCCUAGAUGUUUUGGCAGGCUAUGACGGCAUCGACGAUAAAUCAUUGGGCGCUGCGGCACACGGAUCGUACAAUUUCACCAAAACACUUCGCUCAAGCCAGGGACGUCUCGACGGAGUGAAGAUCGGCAUUCUCAAGGAAGGAUUUUAUCAAGAAAUAGUUGACCCCAGGGUCAGGGAUCACGUUCUGGCGGCCGCUCGGAAGUUGGAGACGCUUGGGGCUUCCAUUGAAGAGGUUUCGGUGCCACUUCACCUCGAAGGUCCUUCGAUAUGGACUAUUCAGCAACGUAUCUCUGGUUCCUCGGGCAUCUUGGGUCGUUCCUCGGGCCACAGGGGUCUCGGCCUGACAGAAUUCGAAAAAGCACGACUUCCGUUCACCGAUCCAAGCUUCCAGAAGCUCUUCCCGUCCACCAAGAACACAGUCAUCAACGGCCUGUACUUGGCGGAUAAGUUCCCUGGUCUCUACAGCAAGACUGUCAACAUUGGUCGGCAGAUUAGCGAUGCUUACCAGCAGGCGUUCGAGAAGUACGACGCCAUCAUCAUGCCUACAACCCCCUUCGUAGCCCCACGACAUGGUUCACGAGCCUCAGUCCUGGGGUCCUUUGAACCCACUAUCGGUCUAACGACCAAUACUGCGAUUUUCAACGUGACGGGGCAUCCGGCUAUGUCUAUUCCUGUCGGUUUCAUUCCGGCCGCAGAUGACGAGGGUGUGAUGCUUCCGGUGGGCAUGCAGAUUGUGGGGGGUCUGUGGCAAGAGAAGAAGGUCUUGAAUGUCGGUCACGCGUGGGAAAGCAACUUCCAAUGGCGUGACAUCAAGGCGGGAGAGCAAUCAUCACAGAUAGCGCAUGGAUCUGCGAAGAACGGAACGAGCGUCAAGGCGAACGGUAGACCCAUGACCGAGGUCAACGGGACAAAGUCACCAACACUCAAGCGGGUAAAGCUCUCUGCCUGA